Molecule: messenger RNA, 1423 nt
Organism: Glycine soja
Lineage: Eukaryota; Viridiplantae; Streptophyta; Magnoliopsida; Fabales; Fabaceae
Product: nuclear transcription factor Y subunit B-2-like
Exons: 1
Coding region: 259-936 (225 amino acids)
Biological process (GO): regulation of transcription by RNA polymerase II
Cellular component (GO): CCAAT-binding factor complex; nucleus
Molecular function (GO): DNA-binding transcription activator activity, RNA polymerase II-specific; protein heterodimerization activity; RNA polymerase II cis-regulatory region sequence-specific DNA binding
Source: RefSeq, a predicted model, not a curated record
GUCGAUAUAAAAACCACCCUUUGUGAUCUUCUUCAUCAAUCACCCUUUGCUUUCUUCCAAUAUUCCACAUCAAAGCACCUUUCCACUUUUCCAUUCUAUAUCCCCCAUCUUUUCCUCCCUUAUUAAAAGCCGCAUGCAGCACCUAAGCUAAGCAUAACUUGUACACACUUACACUUGCACACAUAGGGAGAGAGGGUGAAGGUGAGAAUCUCAAUUGUUUAGCUUAUUCCGUGAGUGACUCUAUUCUAUUCCAUUAACAUGACAGGGAAGAGAAACCAAAUUACAACAAGUCCUGUGGGAAGUCCAACAUCUGGUAACAUCUCAGACAGCUCCUCCUCAAAAGAACAAGACAGGUUCCUCCCUAUAGCCAAUGUUAGCCGAAUCAUGAAAAGGGCACUCCCAGCCAAUGCCAAAAUCUCAAAGGAAGCCAAGGAAACAGUUCAAGAGUGUGUGUCUGAGUUCAUAAGCUUCAUCACUGGUGAGGCCUCAGACAAGUGCCAGAGGGAAAAGAGGAAGACAAUCAAUGGUGAUGAUCUUCUUUGGGCCAUGACAACACUAGGAUUUGAGAACUAUGUUGGACCCUUGAAGCUCUACCUGAACAACUACAGGGAAACUGAGGGAGAAAAGAGUUCUAUGGCAAAACAAGAAGAACACUCUCCAACUCAUCAAACCAAUAUUGAUGGGGUGGUGGUUGAAAUCAACAAGUUGCAUCAUUCUGUGGCAGCAACCAACAAAGCUGCAGACUUCAACACUUUCAGUGGUGGUGGCUUCUAUUCUGUGGGGCCUCAAGUGGCUGCUCCAAAGAGCUUCACUGAGAUUGGAGGGAUCAAUGGCUAUAGAGAAAGUUCCAUUGCUCAAAGUGCGGUCAGUGGUGAUCAUGAUGCAAGUGGCAAUAGAAUGAUGCCACCCAACCUACGUUAUAGGGUUGAAUGGUAGAUGUGAUAUGCAUACCAACAAGUUCAUGUCCCUUCCCCAUUAUAUAUUAUAUCAUAUCAUAUAGUAUAAUAUAUAUAAAUAAUAUUUUUAUUAUGAUAUAACUUUCGUUGCUGAUUAGCUAGACCAGGGAACGGAUCAGUUUAAUUUCUUGAUAUCUAAUGGUACAAUAUUUCACACACUUGGAGAGGAUAUAUUAAAUUAGUAUUAUUUAGUUACUCAAUAUAUAUAUAUAUAUAUAUAUAUAUAUGUAACACAGUUUAUUGGAGUUUGGAGUGUUUAGUAGUAUUUAUCUUGUGACAUGAGUCUUCCUUAGUGUUCAAGUCAAAAUGUUCACGAGAAUAUCUCUCUAAGAUCGUAUCGUACGGUACGAGAUUGUGAUGCAAAAAAGAUAAUCCAUGAGUUCAUCUUCUUCAUGUUGUUUGGGCGCUGCCAAUUUUUAUUGUAGAAGAGGUGAAAACUGAAAACUUGUCUACAUUUCAGCUUUUAA